AUGGAUAGAACUCGUUUUACAAUCCUCUUUUGUGUGACAGUGCUCUUGGUACAAAGUUACAUGUGUAGCUCAGCUGAUGCAGCAAUUCUCAACAUUAACAGCGAUCAAUAUGCUCUUCUUGCCUUCAAGACUCAUAUUUCCUAUGACCCUCACAAUGUUUUGACGAAUAACUGGUCUGCCAGCACCUCUGUCUGCAGCUGGAUUGGUAUCACUUGUGGUUCCCGCCAUCAUAGAGUCACCGCCUUGAACCUUUCUUACUUGAGCCUUGUAGGCAUCAUUCCUCCACACAUGGGAAAUCUUUCAUUUCUUUCUCGGCUAAGCAUCCAGAACAAUAGUUUUCAUGGUUCUAUGCCUAACGAGAUGGCUGGUCUUUACCGGCUGCAAAUUUUAGCCUUGAAUUUCAAUAAAUUCAGUGGAGAAAUUCCGUCAUGGAUGGGGUUGUUAAGUAAACUUCAAUAUUUCUUGUUACGUGGAAAUAGUUUUACAGGUACUAUCCCACCAUCCUUAUCUAACAUAUCUUCCUUGAAAAUAAUUGAUCUUAGAUAUAACGAGCUUCCAGGCUCCAUACCUUCAUCCAUUUUCAACAUAUCCAAUUUGCAAGAAAUUCAUCUCACAUAUAACAAGCUUUCAGGUCCAAUACCCCCCAUUACCUUCAACAUAUCUUCGCUGAAAAUCAUUAAUCUCAAAUUUAACAAUCUCUCGGGCCAUCUUCCAUCAAAUAUAGUCCUACCGAACCUUCAAUCCCUUCUUAUUGGGGGAAAUGGACUAAGUGGAAAAAUUCCUAACUCUUUCUCCAAUGCUUCACCACUCAUUGAGCUAGAGUUAGCAUACAACUUACUAUCUGGCUUAAUUCCUAAAGCACUUGGUAAUUUAAAGCUCCUCGAGUUGCUCAACCUAGCAGGCAAUAAUUUGACAAUUGAAACUCCAAAAUCCUGGUUUUACUCCUCUUUGGCAAAUCUCAAAUAUCUCAGAAUAUUAGACUUGUCAGAAAAUCCACUUAAUGGGAUCCUUCCCGGUUCCGUUGGAAAUCUCUCUACUUCUCUUCAACAAUUUUCGUUAGGUGAUUGCAAUAUUAAGGGUACCAUUCCCAGAGAUAUUAGCAACUUAAGCAACUUGACUCUUUUGAACCUAACGAACAAUGAAUUGGUUGGAUCCAUUCCUAAUACAUUAGGAAGAUUCAACAUGCUGGAAGGUUUGUACCUUCAAGGCAAUAAACUAGAAGGUCCCAUCCCACCCGACCUUUGUUAUUUAGAGAGAUUGGUUGAAUUACACUUAGGUUCUAAUGAGCUUUCUGAACCCAUUCCUGCAUGCUUUGAUAAUCUGACUUCUCUAAGAGUUCUCCACUUAGCCUUCAACAAAUUAACUUCUACUGUUCCCUUGAAUUUGUGGACCCUUACAUAUAUGUUGGAGGUCAACUUGUCAUCAAAUUUUCUAGAUGGCUCUCUUUCGUUGGAUAUUGGAAAUAUGAAGGUGUUGAUCAUUUUGGAUUUAUCAGGAAACAAACUAUCCGGUGAUAUCCCAAUAACAAUUGGUGGCCUCACAGAUCUAGUUAACCUCUCCUUGGCAGACAAUCGAUUAGAAGGCUCAAUUCCGGAAUCAUUUGGUGGACUGGUAAGCUUGGAAUUCUUGGAUCUUUCCAAAAAUAAUUUAUUUGGAGAGAUUCCCAAGUCCUUAGAAGCACUUUCACACCUCAAGUAUCUAAAUGUCUCUUUUAAUAGACUACGAGGAAAAAUUCCUGUAAGAGGACCGUUUGUAAACUUCUCCACUACAUCAUUUCUGUCGAAUGAUGGACUUUGUGGUGCUCCCCGAUUGCAAGUUCCCCCAUGUAAAGAAGGUGUUUCUCGACCAAAAAAGUCUGCAGCAGCACAUAUACUAAAGUAUGCAUUACCAACAAUUGGGUUAACAAUGCUUGUAGUUGCUCUUAUCUUAGUUUGGAAAAGAAGCCAAAAAAGGAAUGUGAAAAUUCCAAUGGAGGAAAACUCAUUACCACUAGCCACAUGGAGAAGAAUUUCCCAACAAGAACUUUUACAUGCAACAGAAUUGUUCAGUGCAAACAACUUACUGGGUAAAGGAAGCUUUGGAUCAGUAUACCAAGGGACACUCUCAGAUGGAAUGAUUGUUGCAAUAAAAGUUUUCGACUUGAAAGUAGAAGGUGCUUUCAAGAGUUUUGAUACAGAAUGUGAGGUACUACGCAAUAUUCGUCAUCGGAAUCUUGUCAAAAUCAUCAGCACGUGUAGUAACAUGGACUUCAAAUCUUUUGUAUUGGAAUACAUGCCUAAUGGAAAUUUAGAGAAAUGGUUGUAUUCUCAAGACCGUUGUUUGAGUGUGUUACAAAGACUAAAUAUAAUGAUCGAUGUUGCGUCAGCACUAGAAUACCUUCAUCAGGGUUAUUCGACGCCUAUUGUUCAUUGUGAUUUGAAGCCGAGCAAUGUCUUAUUAGAUGAAGAUAUGGUCGCACAUGUGGCUGAUUUUGGAAUUGCCAAAAUGUUAGGUGAUGGAGAUUCUAUGAUGCGAACCAUGACUCUCGCUACUAUUGGGUAUAUGGCACCAGAGUAUGGAUCGGAAGGAAUUGUUUCUACAAGAGGCGAUGUCUAUAGUUAUGGUAUUUUGCUGAUGGAAACUUUCACAAGAAAGAAACCAACCGAUGAUAUGUUUUUUGGAGAAAUGAGCUUGAAGCGUUGGGUAGAGGAAUCUUCACCCCUUUUAGUAACUAAAGUUGUUGAUGCCUAUUUAUUGAGAUCCGAAAGAGACUAUGCUUCUAUGCAGAAUUGUAUGUCGUCCAUAAUGGGAUUGGCUUUGCAGUGUUGUGCUGAGUUACAUGAGCAGAGGAUUAAUGCAAAAAGUAUUUUAAUCACACUCAACAAGAUCAAACUGAAGUUUCUACAAGAUACUCAAGGAAGAAGCUAGUUAGAUAAG
Alnus glutinosa is the source of this 2916-nucleotide messenger RNA. RefSeq names its product probable LRR receptor-like serine/threonine-protein kinase At3g47570. Gene Ontology annotation, molecular function: ATP binding; protein kinase activity; protein binding. NCBI's taxonomy places the organism in Eukaryota, Viridiplantae, Streptophyta, Magnoliopsida, Fagales, Betulaceae. Gene Ontology annotation, biological process: protein phosphorylation. The record is from RefSeq and is a predicted model, not a curated record. The transcript has 3 exons. The coding region runs from base 1 to 2907 and encodes 968 amino acids.